Messenger RNA from Olea europaea var. sylvestris, 1046 nucleotides. RefSeq names its product 60S ribosomal protein L10a-3-like. Gene Ontology annotation, molecular function: structural constituent of ribosome; RNA binding. Gene Ontology annotation, biological process: translation. NCBI's taxonomy places the organism in Eukaryota, Viridiplantae, Streptophyta, Magnoliopsida, Lamiales, Oleaceae. Gene Ontology annotation, cellular component: large ribosomal subunit. The transcript is spliced from 6 exons. The record is from RefSeq and is a predicted model, not a curated record. The coding region runs from base 167 to 817 and encodes 216 amino acids.
AUGUAAGCCCAGAAAACGUACAGCCCAGUCUAACUCAAGCGCCUUCUCCGCUCUAGGGUUUAUAACAGCCUAUUUUGUCUUCACCAAACGACGCCGUCAAUUCCGUCUAAAGAACUCUAAGACUUCUCGUCAGAAGUGGAUUGAGAAGAAAUAGAGAUAUUGCACAAUGAGUAAGCUUCAGAGCGAGGCCUUGAGAGAAGCUAUCUCCGUAAUUGUUACCGAUUCUAAGGAGAAAAAUCGUAAUUUCACCGAGACAAUUGAGCUUCAAAUUGGGCUGAAAAACUAUGAUCCCCAGAAGGACAAGCGAUUCAGCGGCUCGGUGAAAUUGCCUCACAUUCCUCGCCCCAAGAUGAAGAUUUGCAUGCUUGGUGAUGCUCAGCAUGUUGAGGAGGCAGAGAAAAUAGGAUUGGAGUCCAUGGAUGUGGAGGCUCUCAAGAAGUUGAAUAAAAACAAGAAGUUGGUUAAGAAACUUGCAAAGAAAUAUCAUGCUUUCUUAGCCUCGGAAGCUGUUAUCAAGCAGAUUCCUCGUCUCUUAGGACCUGGUCUUAACAAGGCAGGAAAGUUCCCUACUCUUGUGAGUCACCAGGAAUCUCUUGAAUCCAAGGUCAAUGAGACGAAGGCCACAGUGAAAUUUCAGCUUAAGAAGGUUCUUUGCAUGGGAGUUGCUGUUGGAAAUUUGGGUAUGGAGGAGAAGCAAGUCUUUCAAAAUGUGCAAAUGAGUGUCAACUUUCUAGUUUCACUGCUGAAGAAAAAUUGGCAGAAUGUGAGAUGCUUGUACUUGAAAAGUACUAUGGGGAAGCCACAGCGUAUUUUUUAAGAAGAUAUACAUCUCAGCCACAACUGUUUUGGGAGAAUUGUACGAGUUCAAAUAAUUAAAUGUUUCCAAAGAGGAGUUUUGAAUGUCUAUCAUCUUGUUUCGUCAUGAACGUUGUUUCCCUUAAUGUUGCUGGGUUGAAGCUUACUAUUAUUAAUCAACUGUUGCUGUUUGAAACAAUUUUUUCCUUCAAAACCAUGCUUAGAAAUUUAGUACUUGCAAUUUCUAUUGA